Molecule: messenger RNA, 815 nt
Organism: Ciona intestinalis (vase tunicate)
Lineage: Eukaryota; Metazoa; Chordata; Ascidiacea; Phlebobranchia; Cionidae
Product: dynein regulatory complex protein 8
Molecular function (GO): calcium ion binding
Source: RefSeq, a predicted model, not a curated record
UUGAAUUUUUUAAAUUUAUUUACAAUUGCUCAAACUAUUAAACUGUAAUAAAACCUUAAAGUUUUAAUAUUAAUAAGGUUUGAAAAUCGGUUCGAUUUUAUAACUGUUUGUGUUUUUUACGAGAAAGAAUUUAAAAUGGGUGAAGAAAAAGAAUCUGCAGAGUCGAUGCUGGCAGAAAUUGAGAAGAAAAUAACCGACUCUUUUGAUAUUUUUGAUCAUGAGUCGAAUAAAACAGUUGAUGUAAGAGAGAUAGGAACCAUUGUGAGGUCAUUGGGCUGUUGUCCAUCGGAAGGUGAACUGCAUGACAUGUUGGCUGAAAUAGAGGAAGAAGAACCAACAGGUUACAUCAGGUUUGAUAAAUUUCUUCCAAUGAUGACGCAUAUACUGAUGGAACGAAGAUACAAACCAGCACCUGAGGACCAACUUCUCAAAGCAUUCGAGGUCCUUGAUACCGAGAGGAAAGGAUUUUUAUCUCAGGAGGAACUCACCAAGUACAUGGUGGAGGAGGGGGAACCUUUUACGCAAGAAGAACUCGAUGAAUUUCUAUCGGCAGCCGUGGAUCCUGACAGGGGCGUCGUCCUUUUUAAAGAUUAUGUUUCUGUGAUGGCAGUUGAAGAUUCAUAACCAAUCGCUCUCUUGUUUUUACUUCACAGAUAUCAUAUAUUUUCUCGUUUCAAUUGUUGCCCAGUUAUCAUUACUGUUACGUUAUAAUCUAGAUUUUAUUCUUGGAAAAACAAAAAAAAAUUAAAACGGGAUGACUAUUACAAGUGUACAUUUCAUGUUAAAGGGAACAAUUAAAACAUACAAAUUCAACA